Messenger RNA from Phycomyces blakesleeanus NRRL 1555(-), 7527 nucleotides. RefSeq lists its product as hypothetical. The record is from RefSeq and is a predicted model, not a curated record. The coding region runs from base 1 to 7527 and encodes 2508 amino acids. The transcript has a single exon. NCBI's taxonomy places the organism in Eukaryota, Fungi, Mucoromycota, Mucoromycetes, Mucorales, Phycomycetaceae.
AUGUCUAGCUACGAUGCACAAUCGUCGUCCUCUAUGCAACCCGAUUCUCCAGACGAUGCGUCUCCUCCAACUAGUAAAUACAGCAGCACACCGGUGAUUGAGUUAGUAGACGUACAUGGAAGAAUAACCCUGGACAAUGUCUACCGGAAUGGACUCCAUUCUCUCCGGCAACUGAAAAUACGCAAUUUAUCAGAAUGUCCUGUUCUUGUGAAGAUGCGUUCUAAUCUACGCAAUCAGAUCGCUUUUCAGCUCAAAAACGAAAAUAUUGCAGACUUUUCAGAAUCAGAUCUCCAAGGGAUUGCCACAAAUACGGUCGAUUGGUCUCGAGCUAAGCUUUCUGACGCCUGCCAUUUUAACCAGCUCUUUAAUUAUGUCAAGCACAUAGACCAGUUAGAACUUGGUCCUUUCUCUUCCCACACAUUCAUUCUUGCAUUUUUACCAGAAGCAAACCCUUCACACACAGGAGCACGAGAAGAAGAGGCCGAUAGCUCUGGACAUGACACUGGCUACGGCCACGAAGCAGCAGAAGACGAAGAUUCAUACGAGCAAUUUAAUGUAACAGGCAGUCUCUUCUUCUUUGGCUACCGGCUUCCUGAUUACAACAGCACCGACAUAACUGCACGCAUUGAUACUCAACAAGACAACCUAAUAACUACAGCAAUGGCUGACUACCAGCUGUCGAUCAAGUUCAGGGCAAGUGUGUGCCAGUCUGUACUUUGGACAGAUGUGGCAGAAACUGGUAUAAAUUUCGAAGACUGCAUGCUCGGAGAGACAUAUUACAAGGAUAUUGUUAUUCAGAACAAGAGUGAAAUCGAGCUCUAUUGGCUACUGAAUACUGUUGACCUAUCGAAUCUUAACCAAGAAGGAUGGCUAUAUUUCUCAGAUGCAGAUACAAACCAACCCCUUGUCAAUUGUCCAAUUCAGAGCUACUCAAACAAACGCAUCCGUUUAGCAUUUAUGCCAAAAGAAGUCGGGGAAUUCAAUUAUGACUUGCAGUUAGAGAACGCAAACGAUUCUAGAAACGUAGUUCAGACAAAGAUACAUGCCACAGUACGCUCCGUAAUGCACAAAGAGUCUCUAACUGUCAGUAGCGGCACACUAUUAGACUUUGGCGACUGUAUUUCAGGGCAAUGGGCAGUUCAACAGAUCGUAUUGAAUAAUGUGAGCGAAUCAUUAGUCGAGGUGCGAUUUCUACCCGAAGGUGCCGAGAUCAUGUUUGAUAUUAAGUCUACAUUGGACCCAUCAGAAGAUAAUCAAAACAACCUUGCAUCAUCGGCAACCGAAACUUCAGACAUGAAGAUGAAACGCUUAGGACGGAACUAUGACAGGGACAGUAGCACCAGAAGUAUAUACACUACUCCCACGGCAACUGUAGCUAGCGCAAGCGAAAUUUCAGGACCAAACAGCGAAGUCAGCUCACGCUCCUCCUCGCCUACUCCUUCUAUGCAGGGAAUGUAUGCAAAUGACCGAGAGGGAUCGAGUUCACCAGUAUCCAGAGAUCUCGCCCCGAAUUCUAGGUCGCACACACCGCCAAUGCGUUCCUCUACAAUAGAUACCGUAACCAGCACAGGUGACGAGUCUGACGUCGAUAUGGGGUUGCAACUUAUGGGAUCGCAUAAUAUGUUUACAAACACAAAUUAUGACCUACCUGCACCUGCGCUGAGCAGUGCAGAGAGCUAUACAAGGAUAGAGGAUCUUUUGUUAAAGCCAGGUCAUGAAAGAGUCAUUCAAGUAUCAUAUAGACCUCAGAAAGACUCUUCUAUCAAUGAUUUCAACGCAGGACAGUUAAUUCGACGAAACUUUCGUAUCGCACUUGAGUAUGGUACCUACAGAAGCUCAGAGCCAAAAGAAAGGAAGGCGAUUCAGUGUAAAGCAAGAACAUGUACUUCUUUUGUCGAAGUUAUCCCAAAAGAAAUCAACUUUGGAGAUACUGAUGUGGGAACACUCAAAUCACUUCCUAUCAAUAUCUUUAACCGCUCAGAUAUUAUGGCGCGUGUCGAGCUACAAUUUACUUCCAAAGUGCUCAAUUGUUUGCGAGGCGAAAUCACAAUACCACCACGUAACUAUGUUGAGUUGAAAUUGGAUUUAUACCCACGAAAGGUGAACCCUGAGUACCGAAAACAAAUCACGUUGGUGAACUACUUGAAUAGUGACAAUGAUCAGAUUAUCGAAGUUCAGAGUACAAAUAUUGACAAAAAUCGAGUAACGUUUCAUUCACUGUUCUAUCGUAUCCUUACGGCGACCGGUGCCAACUUCUUAGAUUUUGGGUCGAUUGCACUCAACACUCCAUCUAUUAGAACAUUUACAAUUGAGAAUAUCCGUGACAAACUACUUACUCUUGAGAUUUCAUCUUCAAUGCCAGACGAUAUUAUGGUCUACACUAAGAGGAAGCGGAUUGGAAAUAGUCUUGUAAAAAAGCCGAUUACUAAACCCCUGAUAAAUACUGUAUUAAAGAGUAAUACUAAGCAGCAGCACGCCGUAAAACCGGGAGCCUCAGCUGUGGUUGGAACGCGUCAUACUGCGGACACCAAGAAGGACACUCUUUUGAUGCGUCGUGUCCGUCCUUCACACCAAAUUCGCGCUGAUCACGCUCUUGCCGCAACGGCAUAUCUCGACCUGGCCACAUCUCCUUUACUUCACACACUUCACGCCCGUCGGAAAUGGGUGGUCCAUUCGCAUGUCGAAAAAGCCAAGAUUUCCCAGGAGACACAUGGAAUGCGUCACAAGGCAUAUCGUAUUUCGCGCAUUAGUUCUGAGAGUGAGGGAGGCACAAACAAGCCGUUACAAGGAGGGUACACAGGCCAAAAUACAACGGAUACCGCAAAUUUAAAGAACAAGCCUAGUCCAAUUAAGCAUGUUGAUUCUUUUGAGACCAUACACGAAAAAACCAAGAAGCCGAUGGGUAUAACUGCAGCAAGGUACAAAUCGAGGAAGAAUCUAGAUUGGUCUGAUAUAGCAGGCAAAUCUCGUGUCCCAUUUGAAGAUCUUAUCUCUGUACUUGAGCAUGGCUCCAAGGCCACCCCACCCUUAUUUCCAAAACAAUCAGCAGAGGAACAAUUCGUGCGUCAUCAGCUGGCUUGGAGACGAGAACUAGACAGAUUGAUAGAGAAGGGUGAUCUCGUACCUGCGAUGCUAGUCCAGGUUGAGCCACAGGGCGAGGAAGAAGUUGUGAUCGUAUUUACGCCAAAGGGUAAUACGAAACCUCACGUACAUACAGCGCCUAAAAAACAAGAUGGCCGAAUAUUCUUACGACUGAUUGAUUUUGACCGAAACAUGGAGCAAACCGAGUUUGAGAACUUGAUGGAUCUUGACAACUCUCUUAUUCCUGUACGUGAGGUGAUUGUACGUGCUCAGCUCUGUCGAUCAGUUAUGGACUUGGGUCAAAAGAAUAUCAACUUUGGUAUUGUAGAGCGGAAUGAAAGACAUGCAAAGUCUAUUGUACUUCACAACAGAAGUGAAACCCCAUUACUUUAUGCUAUUCGUAAAUCCGGUUCAAUUGCCUCUGGUGACAUUGAGCUGGGAGUUGGACGAUAUGGUGUAGUACGAGCGUUUGGCAAGCGUGAAAUUGAGUUUGUUUUCGAGCCUACCCUGCCUGGCACGUUUUUAGAACGAUUGGUAGUAGAGAACAUAUGUGACCGGACCAAUAAUCAAGUUCUUUCACUGAAAGCAAUGGUUCGUAAACCAUCCACGUUCUUCAUCAAGUCAAUGGAAUUGGCCUUUGGCCCCUGCUUAGCCGACCAAGGCUGUCAGCGAAUUGAAACAAUCGUUUUGACCAAUACUAACAAGCAGUCGAGAUUAUUUGAAGUACGAGUGGAUCCUAAUGAGGUUAUUUUUGGCCCUUAUUUCGGCGAAUUUGACUUUGUGGUUGAAGAUGACGACGCCAACACAAUUUCGAAAGAAGCCGAAGAAGAAAUUGAGAAUCUAGAGCAGAAACUUAAAAUUGCACGUCGCAAGAAACAGGUUGACAAAGUGAAGAAGUACAUCAAAAAACUGGCCAAGUUAAAAAAUAUCGAUGUUUUGGAUACAGAUGAAACCGCAAGUGAAGAUACGACAGAUGUCACAGACUUCCCGGAGCCAAAAUCAGCCAUCGAAAAACCAGAGACUGAAGAAGCUUCUACAUCAGUAGCAACCAAGGAAAGUGCCAUCAUAUUUAAAAAGACAUCCGAAAGUGUAGUCUUCCCACUUGACUCCCACGCCACAAAGACCAUUUCCGUUCGAUUCAAGGCCGUGACACGACCUUUUCAACCAGAAUAUACAUUACUUGAAGAAGAAGAAACCGCGAAAUUGCCUAUUCGAGGCCGUAUUUUAGCUCACGAAUAUAAAAAUACCGAUGUUUGCAAGAGCAUUGUCUACACUGCCACAGUCUGUGCUGACCAGGCAUCAUACACAGAUGCACUGGCAGCAGAUACAAUGAGCAACACCACAACAGUUCCAACAACAGCCCAAGAAGAUUCUUCAACUGCGUUUAAUGAAGAUAAGCAUGGUGUAACUACCAACAAUUCCACCAAAGAUACCCUGUCGAGGGACACAAGCAAACCCGAGACCCUUAUUCUUGAGCGCAAUUUCUUUGAUGGAGGUAAAAUCGAAGUUGACCAGAGAUCAACAUUCUAUGUCAAGGUGUCAAACACUUCGGACGAGCCAUUGGAAUACAAACUUGUCAUCGGAAACAAAGAAAAGAAGUUCUUCAAGACAGAAACACCCACACCUUUGGCACCUCACGAAACUCGCAAGGUUAUGUUCGAAAUCUUACCGACCACGGUCGGAAAACGUCUUUAUAAAUUCUCGCUCCGAAACCGCCAAACGGGAAGCAUCCAAUACUUUACACUCCAAUGUCUUGUACACCACCGACGUUAUCUUUCAUUCCCUUCAUUGUUGGAAGAUACACAAGAUGUCCUGGACCUCGGCUACUCGUAUGUAGAUCCUGGAAGCAAAUACUCACAAGUCACGCCUCUUCUCGUAAAGAACAUAUCAGACCAGGACCUAUACAUCACUUGUCAGAGUAACCUGUCUCAUCAGGUUCUGAUAUUUAUGGACGAAACAGGCGAGCGUGGACUUGUGGAGCAGAUGCCUUUCAAGCGAGAUAGUAUGACUACAAUCUGGGUCGCUGUUCAACCAAAUUUACUGACAGGGUAUCUGGGAAGUACCGCAAACGAAUGUCGUGAGUUAGUAGGUGGUAUCAAGUUCUCAAUCUUUACACAAGACAACAAUGCACCCGAAGAGAACGACGAGUCAGAAUUACUGUUGAUGCUAAACCAGACCGUCAAGUUUACUUCCAUUAUCGGCCAGUCGCAUUUAGAGAUAUCUGACCGUAUCAUUAAUCUUGGUUACUCGGAUCUAUUGAACGAGGAGUUCUAUGGGGCGUUCACAAUCAAGAACAAGUCUGGUCAGCUUCCGCUGGACUAUGAAGUAGAAUGUGCCAGCGGAAACGUAGUCCUGGAUAGACGCGGCGGCACCCUGAUGGGUUGGAAAGGAUCAAAAACAAGACCAUCUGACACUGGAUACCUUGAUGAAAAGCAACGUCGAACGUCUUAUGCGGAUGACACUACAAUAGGCUCACUCGCACAGAUUACCUUUCGCAUAUAUACCCAUUGUUACGGUCUGUUGAAUGAGAAAUUGAUUGUGACCAACAAGCACAAUAGUCAAGAGGUGUUUGAGAUUGAUAUCCGUCUUUUCGUGGACAACAAGAAACUCGACGCCUGGUCACCAAACUUCGGAAAGCUUCUUCAGCACACUUCUGUUGAUGAACUAGUCGACCACUCUGAUCAUCGCGAGGCACAUCCUUUACCUGUCGUCAAAUGGGAGAGUAUCUAUAUCUGCCCAUCUCCUCAUCGAUCAAUGGAACACGGUGUAUCGGUUCCUUUACUCCAGGUUAUGGAUCUCCCAGUUGAGGAAGGAAAGCGCUUUUACAUGAGAGAGAUCGAAGUUGCCAAUGCAUCCGGCUAUCCCAUGCAGCUUGUUGUUCUAAGUGAUGUAGACAUCACCGCCGGUUGGGUAGCUGACGAAGACAAGAUUAGAGAGGUGUAUGCACCUGCCCAGGGCGUAUUCUUACAGCGCAGUGGGCAGCUUACGCUCCAACCUGGACAGCGUAUGCGAGUCAGAUUACAGUGCCCAUCUGCCGAGAGACUGGACGAAGACGGUCGCUCGCUAGCGCUUCAAGGCAGAAGUGGAUCACUCAAGGGUAUGUUGCUUAUAUACGAUCUGAGACAACAACUUGAGAUGCUGGCUAUGGAGAUCGAGGCUCUUUUCUGUGUAUCCUUGGCUGAAUUGGAGGUGGAUCGAAUUGACCUUGGGAAGAUCGGGCACACUACAUCCUGGAAACCUACCAAAUUCAAGUUUACUAUCCGUAACGUAGCUGAUGUACCGGUUAUAUACGAUCUCGAAGCACCUGAAUUCAUUGACUUUAUUCCACUGGACAAGAACGGAAUGUCUCUUUCAGAGAAAAAACUCUACAUUCCUUCUCGGAAGUCCCAAACGAUUGAAGGUACAGUAGAUCCUCGACGCAUGCCCGAUCAGACCUCUGGACAGAACAGAUUUGAUGUCCGGAUUGCCAACCAACGGAACAACAGCAACACCAUGGUCUUGCGUCUGAAAACGUUUAUGACAGUAUUUGAGCUGGAAUUCGAGCGGCUGACGCACGGUGAACUGGUCCUACCUACUCUUCACCACCCAUUUAGUGUUCAGAACGUACCGUGUGACAAUUGGUUUACGAUUCGCAACAAGACAGAUGACGAUAUCCGCUUCGAGAUUGGUGCCGACAUGUCUCCUGACCUCGAGAGUUAUGUCAAGGUUGAUGUUGUUUCACGCUACACCAAUUCGCCACUCAAGGGAAGCAUAGCACUCAGUCCACAGGGCACUAUCGAAGUGCGCGUGAGAGCUUCUCCAAACGAAACAUCACGCCUACCUCGCGAUCGACCUGAUCUGACAGACCCUGCAGGUAUCAUAUUGGCCAAGUUGUGGGUGACAACCAGACCAACUCAAGAAGAUGAUGAGAUGGAUGAAGACAGUAAGGUGCGCGAGGUGAUUCCACUUCGGGCAGUAUUGGUGGAAACUCCUACAUUCUCCCUAAGUGAACGCCGCCUGGACUUCAAGUUAGACACAUAUUAUAGAGAAAAGGAAGGCGAUGGAGAAAGACAGGGGAGCAAGGAUGAGUUAAAGAUUGUCGAGGUCAAGGAGAAGUCCAAGGAUGACCCACACUUACCACCACUGCCGCAUGCCGAGUACCAAUGUGUGCCAUCCAGUUGCCCGCUUACUUUGGUCAACCAUGCUUCCAAAACUCCUUUGCGGUUCAAGCUUACUCUGGAAGGACCGGCUGAAUUCUUUGCUAAUGAUAUCGUCAAGAUCACUCCAUUGGCCGAAGAUGGAACGGGUAUUGUUGAACCAGGUAGUACGUUGACACUUUCGGUGAGCAUUGUCAAUCCAAACAGCAUCCCUGGCCAAUUCAAACUUCAUGUCGAUGAUCUUGAUGCGCUGAGUGAAAGCAGGCAGACGGCCUCUAUAUUUGUAACUGAAAUUGUUUGGGAUCUAUAA